Guyanagaster necrorhizus is the source of this 1029-nucleotide messenger RNA. RefSeq lists its product as uncharacterized. The transcript is spliced from 3 exons. Lineage: Eukaryota; Fungi; Basidiomycota; Agaricomycetes; Agaricales; Physalacriaceae. The coding region runs from base 1 to 1029 and encodes 342 amino acids. The record is from RefSeq and is a predicted model, not a curated record.
AUGGCAGUCAAGGAGGAUGUCAAAAAGUUCAACGGCCUCCCUCGGCGACCACGCAUGCCUUCCGGAAACUUUCUGAACGAAUGGCACUUUGAUUUACGAUUUGUUCAUUGCCUGCAGCCCCCUUUACAUAUCCUGUUCUUGCGGAUUUCCCGCCUCACCCGCACACGCCAUGUCUCCAAUGGCUCCAUGGAAACUUACCACAGACGACCCGAAUUCCUGAAAUUGGGAAUUCUAAUUAUGCAUUCAUUUUUGGUAACCUUUGAGGGCAUAAAUCACUCCUUCUGCGGCCCAGGUUCGCCUUCUUCCACAGUCCUUCCUCCGUUUCCUAUCGGAUACAAAGCACUUGAUCCUCUCCCCUUGAUUCCCGACAGUGUUCUACGUCUUGUAAAUCAGGACACCACUGCGCUCGAGCAAGGAAAGAUAAUAGCUUAUGCUCAAUUACGCAUAGGGUGUCGUCCUUGUGAUGCCUCGAAAUAUCUCGGAAGUUCUGCUGCAGAUGAAGAGAUGAAGACUACCAUAGCUUCAGUUGACGACUUACUCAAAUCACAACCUAUGAAUGUCGUGAAGACUAAAGCAAACGGAGGGGACGCAGAAGGUGCACUAGAUUAUGGACUUAGGUUGGUUCUACUCGUGGUUAUCUCAUGUGAUAGAAUGUGCUCGACGAUUCGAUCUGGACUCACGCAUGGAUGCGGGUGCUCGCCCAACCGCUCCCUCACCAGGCAAUACUUAAUGAUGGCUGCAUACAGUUCCAAGGGAUCCGACAUCACAAAGGCAACCGCCCAUGAUGUCCUUGUAGAGUGGUACAGUGUACCUAGCCCGAUGCCUCAACGGUAUCUAUGCGCCGCUACUUGGCAUGCCAACGAGAUCGUGAAACUGUUUCUCAAGCGGCCUUCACCGAUGGCCUUCAAGUUCGCCUUCUAUGUUAUAGAACCUCAGCUGAACACUAUUCCAGACCUCGCUUAUCCAUGCCAGGAAUUACUGGGUGUGAUGAAAAGACGGACAGCUGAAGUUGAGAAGAGCCAAAGUUAA